AGCGAAUACGUCGACGCGCGUGCGGUAAAUCGUCACAUCACAAAAAGUGUCACUUUGUAUGCUACCUGUGCCCACGUUGCAGCGUUACAUUCAGGUUUGGGUCUUUAUUCAUGGGAAAGAUGUCCAACGACAACAGCCGUACUCAUCUUAUUCUUAAAUUAUCUAGAGAAGCAACUGAACGACAGGAUUAUGGAUGGGAAGUUGGGGAAG
Acanthoscelides obtectus is the source of this 210-nucleotide messenger RNA. NCBI's taxonomy places the organism in Eukaryota, Metazoa, Arthropoda, Insecta, Coleoptera, Chrysomelidae. The record is from the annotation of a GenBank genome assembly.